AUGCAUGAACACGAUCUUCAGGAAGUUCUAGAUAAAGGCAUGCAUACUUUUGAUGAUUGGGGUUUGGUGAUUGAACGAUGGACUGAGAAACCUCUGCCGGGUUACCUUCAAUAUGUGUCAAUUUGGGUCAGUAUCAGCAACAUCCCAGUUAACCCCUACACCAAGAGAGCUAUUUCCGAUUUCGGAGAUCCCAUCGGCCAUGUCGAAGAAGUUGCUAUCGAUCCAGAUAAACCUCAAUCUCAAGACUAUGUCAGGGUUAAUAUCCACGUUCAUGUCUCCAAACCAUUGAAGAAAUCAAGAGUUCUAAAUCUUCCGGGUGGUGGUCAAACAACAAUCUUUUACUACUAUGAAAAAGUCAAGAAGCGUUGCUAUCAUUGUGAAAGACUAACGCAUGCAAAGGAUAGAUGCCCUUUCCUGGAACAUGCACAAAGCUCAGGUGAUUGUGCUACUAGUUGCAUACCUAUCUCUCAGCUUCCUCAAACCCAUCAGGUCCUAUCUGAAAAUGAUCCUCUGUUUGGGGUUUUGAAAGAAGAUCAAGUUGGUAUCAAUCCCUUAUCUGGCCGUCCACAGAUUGCCCCUGAAAUUCUUCAAGAAAUGCGUAACUACCUCCUUGCUUCAAGCUCUGAAGAUAUACAUGUCCGUGAACAGCGAGUAAUCGCCUCAGUUGAAGAAGCCGAGAAGAAUCCUAUCACUCAAAGAAAGGUUCUGCAACUCACUCCCCCUCUGGUAUUCACUUCAGACAUCAACAAAGGCAAAGGAGUUGUCUUUAGCUAUGAUAAAGAAGACAAGCUUAACCAUCCUCUUAUCUCAAGCUCUAAGCCAAAGCUUAUGGCCUCAGCAAUAUCUCCAGGACAGUCUCUUUUCAACUCUACAACCAAUUUCUAA
Molecule: messenger RNA, 885 nt
Organism: Brassica oleracea var. oleracea
Lineage: Eukaryota; Viridiplantae; Streptophyta; Magnoliopsida; Brassicales; Brassicaceae
Exons: 1
Coding region: 1-885 (294 amino acids)
Source: RefSeq, a predicted model, not a curated record